This is a messenger RNA of Cimex lectularius (bed bug), 1538 nucleotides long. RefSeq lists its product as uncharacterized. Gene Ontology annotation, molecular function: glutamate-gated receptor activity. Lineage: Eukaryota; Metazoa; Arthropoda; Insecta; Hemiptera; Cimicidae. Gene Ontology annotation, cellular component: membrane. The transcript is spliced from 6 exons. The record is from RefSeq and is a predicted model, not a curated record. Bases 24 to 1400 code for a protein of 458 amino acids.
AUUCAGAAGUCUUGAUUGCUGUGAUGGGCUCUCAGCCUUCAUUCUACAAGAGGGUCCAACCAAAUUCCUACUUCACUCGAAUCAUUUACCCCCUAGGAGAAUGGUCACAGGAGGAAUAUGAAAUAUCUGAUUUUAAAGGAAAAGAGAUAAUAGUGGGAGCUUUCAACUGCUCUGUAUUUUCUGAAUUAGGAACUAUGGACAGUGAUAGUGAAGCAGCUGCUACAAAAGGAGCAGAGAUAAAACUUCUACAAGAAAUUUUUAAAAGGCUAAACCUGACAUACAGAAUAAAAGUACCAAGUGACGGAGACCCAUGGGGCAGGCUGGUACGUGGUAAAUGGUCAGGUGGGGUAUUGAAAAUGGUCAACAAAGGCGAUGUGGACAUUGCAAUCUGUGGCUUAUGGAUUACUUAUCCAAAAGAGGUCUCGGGCAUCACAAUGUCCUACCCUCUUGGACAAUUGUGCAUGAGAUUGCUCGUACCAAAACCAAAACUCUUAAGUACCAAAUGGUAUGAUAUAGUGAGUCCAUUUCAAGGCAGUCUUUGGAUGUCUAUCAUUGCUGUCAUAAUUAUUGGUGCAUUCCUUCUUCAAAUAUUUAAAAAGUUCUCAAGAUUGGAUCAAAGUGACAAAGGACACAAUUUUUUGAUCUGCUUGUUACAAGUCAUUUCUAUUUUCCUGUUAAGUGGUGUACUAAAGACAAAACGAGGAGCACUGAGGCAGCUUGUGACAUGGCUGGUAGUAUUUAGCUUUGUCUUGACGACAUGCUUUUCAAGUGGUUUAAUUUCAAAUUUAACAUCGCCUCGGUACACCAAGAAAAUAGAAACAAUCGAGGACCUUUAUCGCAAUGGCUUCUUUUGGACAACAAGCACUGUGCCAGAUUUGGAAGUCAUGUUCAACCAGGAAGAUUAUUGGCAAAACUUGUGGACAAAACGGUUAAGGGUAAUUCCACUAGAGGAAGAAGUUGAGCGGCUGAUGAUGUCAGGGAAACUAGUAAAAUAUGGAAAACAGUACAAGGAAGCAUUCUUUUUUGAAGAACAUUUCAAUAAGGAAGUACUUGAGGAGUUUGAAGUAGCAUCGUACUGCAACCAGAAAUACUUUUUCAGUUUUGCCAACAGGCGUGGCUCGCCGUACAUAGAAUCAUUCAGAAAGUUCAUCCAUAGGUUCCACAACGGUGGUCUCAUAGAGAAAGAGAUGAACCAUGCAGUAAAUGAACUCGUUUUGCAUCAACCGUAUGUUAAAGAGGUGUUGCGUAUGACCAAAGGUAGGAUGGGAGUACCCCAGGUUCUCAGUCUCAACAAUUUGAGAGGUGCAUUUUUCAUAUGGAGCAUUGGUAUAGCAGCUUCGAUGGUUUCUUUUGCAAUUGAGAAAUAUUUCUCCCAAUGGAUCAAGUGUAUUGACAUAUGAAUAGAAUACAAUUACCAGCACAUUUACAAAAGUAUUUUAUAACUCUUGAUGCUCGACCACUCAGAAAGUCAAAAUAAGUAUGAUGUAUUAGACAGACAGAUGUUUAAUAUAGUACUCCUUUUUCUAUGGAACUCCAUA